This is a messenger RNA of Penicillium salamii, 1191 nucleotides long. The record is from the annotation of a GenBank genome assembly. Lineage: Eukaryota; Fungi; Ascomycota; Eurotiomycetes; Eurotiales; Aspergillaceae.
AUGUCUUGGAAAGACUAUUUUGGCUUCAGCGAUCGGCUGCGAGCCAUACAGUCUCUCACCACGGCCUAUCAGCAAGCAAACUCUUCGACCGCAUUUGCAGAUGCCUUAGCCAAUGCAAAGCAGUCCGAAGCUGAUGCAUAUAACAACUCGCUUUCUAAAGAAGAGUACGAUUCCAUCUGUCAGCGGGCAAUUGACGCAGCUGAGAGAGACUACCCCUCCGACUCGGUUAUCGGUGACCUAACUCAUGCCCAAGAUGACGACGAGGAAAUACAGAGCUCACAUGGAGAGGUCUUUGGUGAAUAUACGUCUUCUUUCCCCCACUUUGAUGGCCUACACUCUACCAUUUACAAAUCAAAGGGACCCGAUGGAAGUGUUGUAGCUAUAAAAGUCACUAUUCCGCAUAUGAUGACAGCUCCUCAUGAUGCAAAGCGCGAGGCGCGGCUGCUCCGCGAAGCCCACCAUCCAAAUGUUAUGCCUUUAACAGAGACCUUUAACCUUGACGGUGGCAGAUUUGUGAUGGUUUUCCCAUUCGUGCGGUACGAAUUUGAACACUUGCUGCGGCGCGAUAUGGUGACCGCAUCUCAGAUCAAGUCGAUUCUUCGGGACAUGUUUCUCGCGCUUUCCCAUCUUCAUGCACUAGGCAUCAUUCACCGAGACAUAAAGCCUUCGAAUAUUCUGAUGAACUCACCGAAUGGACCUGCCUAUCUGGCAGACUUCGGUAUCUCGUGGAAAGAGGGCGAUGCGGGAUCGGAGGCACCAUCAGAAAAGAUCACAGAUGUGGGUACCACCUGCUACCGGCCACCAGAGAUCCUAUUUGGGCACAAGGCGUACGGAACAGCCCUUGAUAUCUGGGCUGCCGGAUGUGUGGUGGCAGAAGCGAUUGCAGUGGGCCAUCGCCAGCUGUUUGAUGCUGGACCUAUUGGCAGUGAUCUGUCGUUGAUUUUCUCCAUCUUCAAAAUCAUGGGAACUCCAGAUGAAGAGCGCUGGCCAGAAGUCACCGUCUUGUCGGAUUGGGGAAAGGUUGAAUUUCACCAUUUUCCCCCGCAAGCUUGGGAAGAUAUCCUACCCGCUGCAUCUUCCAAUGGGCGCGAUUUGGUCGCUCGUCUGCUGUGCUACGAGAGCAGUCUUAGACCUACUGCUAUAGAGGUAUUUAACCAGACGCAAUAUCUCCUCGUUUGUUCACCAAAAUAA